Messenger RNA from Triticum turgidum subsp. durum (durum wheat), 1356 nucleotides. NCBI's taxonomy places the organism in Eukaryota, Viridiplantae, Streptophyta, Magnoliopsida, Poales, Poaceae. The record is from the annotation of a GenBank genome assembly.
AUGAAGCGGCAGCUCGUGGCCACGCUGCUGGUCCUGAUCGCGCUGCCGGCGUUCGCCGCGUCCGCUCCGGGCGCCGGGAUCGCGGCGCUGCUCACACACGCCGACGCCGGCCUCGGGUUCGCGAGGCCCGAGCUCUUGCGGCGGAUGGCGCACCGGUCCAGGGCGCGGCGGCGGCGGCUGCUGUCGUCGCAGGCGACGGAGGCGGAUCGGCCGGUGCACGCCGGCCUCGGCGCCGGCGCCGGCGGCAGCAUCGUGACGAACGAGUACCUGGUGCACCUGUCCGUGGGCACGCCGCCGCGGCCCGUGGCGCUCACGCUCGACACCGGCAGCGACCUCGUCUGGACGCAGUGCGCGCCCUGCCUCGACUGCUUUGAUCAGGGGAUGCCGCUCCUGGACCCCGCCCGGUCCUCCACCUACGCCGCGCUCCCCUGCGACGCGCCGCUGUGCCGCGCGCUCCCGUUCACGUCGUGCGGCGGCGGCGGCGGCAGCGGAGGGAGCUGGGGCGAGCGGAGCUGCGUCUACGUCUACCACUACGGCGACAAGUCGCUCACGGUCGGCCAGCUCGCCGCCGACCGCUUCACCUUCGGCGAUGCCGACGGCCACUCCGAACGGCGGGUAACGUUCGGCUGCGGCCACUUCAACAAGGGCAUCUUCCAGGCGAACGAGACCGGCAUUGCCGGCUUCGGGCGGGGGCGGUGGUCGCUGCCGUCGCAGCUCGGCGUCACCAGCUUCUCGUACUGCUUCACGUCCAUGUUCGAGUCCAAGAGCAGCCUCGUGACGCUCGGCGCGGCGGCCGAGCUCCAGAGCGGCCAUGUCUUCCAGUCCACCCCGCUGAUCAAGGACCCCUCGCAGCCGUCGCUCUACUUCCUCUCACUGAAGGGCAUCAGCGUCGGCUCGAAGCGGCUGCCGGUGCCGGAGCGGCGGCUGAGGUCGACGAUCAUCGACUCGGGCGCAUCGAUCACGACGCUGCCGGAGGACGUGUACGAGGCGGUGAAGGCGGAGUUCGUGGCGCAGGUCGGGCUGCCGGUGAUCGGUGCGGAGGCCGGCGCGGCGCUGGACCUCUGCUUCGCGCUGCCGGCGACGGCGCCGUUCUGGAGGCGGCGGGGGCGGCGAGCCGUGGCCGUGCCGUCGCUGACGCUCCACCUGGACGGCGCCGACUGGGAGCUGCCGCGCGGCAACUACGUGUUCGAGGACCACGGCGCGCGGGUCAUGUGCCUGGUGCUGGACGCGGCAGCCGGGGAGCAGACCGUCAUCGGCAACUACCAGCAGCAGAACACGCACGUCGUCUACGACCUCGGCAGGGACGUGCUGUCCUUCGCGCCGGCGCGGUGCGACGAGCUCGUAGCGUCGGUAUAG